AUAUCUAAUGUUGGUAUUACCAUGAGGUGGGUUCAUGUGAACUAAACAUAACCUAUAUUUUGGUAAGAGGUUAGAAAGUGUGUUAGUUUCAGUUAGUUUGUUAAUGUUGCUUGAGCAAUGGCAAUGCAAUACAGUAAAGAUGGCAAAUAUUUUGCCCAAAUAACGGCGGAAAGUAGAUUAAAGAUAUGGAAUACAUCGACGAACAGUUUUGAGCAGGAAUACACACCAAAUUUCCAUUUGGCUGCACCAUGUGUGAGUUUACAUUUCGUCCAACCAACAGCAACAAACAGGGUGGGUUCACCCAAAAAGAAAAUCAAAAGAAAAACUGAACUCUCCAAUCACUAUGUUUGUUUGGGAACAACAAAUGGGUUACUUUUGGUAUACUCCAUAACUAAAGGUGACUUGGAUUUCACAAUAAACAGUGAAACCAGCGAAGUAAUCAAUUGUUCGUCAUGGCAAUCCGGUACAGAAAUGUAUUCAUCAGCUAAUCAAAAUAUUUUAUGCUGGGAUUUAGAAAAUAGAAGUGUUAAGAGUAAUUGGAAAGCAGGAAAUGAGACAAUUACUGCAAUGUAUUUAAUCCCUAAAAAAGAUGAACUAUUGACAGCUGCUAAGACUAUUAAGCUCUGGAAUAUAAAUACACAGCAAUUGUUGAAGACUUAUGUGGGACACAAUGAUAAUAUUACUUCGAUGGAAUACAUCAGUACACAAAGUUCGGGAUGUUAUUGUCUUACUGGUGCAAAGUCUGGUAGGAUACUGUCAUGCUGGAAUUUAGAAACUGAUUCAGUAUCAGCUAGUACUCAUUUCAUUAUGGAUGAUGUUAUUCACAAUUUGUCAGUAAGUGUUGAUAAUGAUGGCAUGACAAAGGUGGCUGCUACAACUAGGAAUGGAGUAUGCCAUAUAUUUAGAUAUGUUCUGAAUGGGCGUAGCACUAGACCACUGAAACCUGCAACAACUGUUAGAGUGGCAACUGAUAAUACAGAUGUUGUAGCACCUAUCCACAUAUUCUCAGCAAAUUAUAAAGAUGAUAAUAGUUUAAUGAUUGCUCAUGGAAUAGAGAUGAAGUUAACAUUCGAAGAUGUUAUUGUCAGUACUACUGAUAAGUUGCAAUGCUUAGUAAGAGCUGCACCAAAGUUGCAGUCCAAAGCAAAAAGCGACGGUGCUAUAGGUCAGAAAGUACCGAUAGAUAGUACAGAGUAUUUGGGAACGCACUCAUCAAAAGUAUUGCCCAAGAAGAAGAAAGAAGGUAAAGCAUGUGAAGUGCCAAUGGAAAUGAGGCUAGAGAACUUGAGUCUUAACAAGUUGGAUACUGUUUCGAGGUCGAGCGUGAAAAAUAUUGCGCAUUUGUUGCUGCAGGCUAUGCACAGCCAGGAUCAAGUGAUGUUGCAUACGGUAUUCAAGAAUCGCGAUGAAUCCGUUAUUAGGAAUGCUGUUAAGAGGUUGCCCAUUGUCUCCAUCAAGAAUUUACUGGACCAGAUGACUAUUUUUAUGCGGGGCAAGAGUCUUUGGUGCCAGACUGCUGCAAUCUGGAUGAGGAUCAUAGUACAAGAGCAUGCUGGUAUUUUGGCUUCAAAUCCUUCUCUUUCCGCGCUUUUGGAAGAAGUUCUCUCAGCAAUUGAUGCGAAACUUGUCAACCAUAGGCCCUUAUCACGAUUGAAGGGCAGAUUAGAUUUAUUAAUUUCACAAAUCGAGAAACAACCAAGCAGGGAUAAUAAUAGUAGCGAGGCGCUAUUAGUCUACAAUGAUAAAGCAUCAAGUGAUUCAGAAUUAGACGGAAUUGAAGUGGGCAGUACGACGGAGGAUCCAGUCGAUGGUUGGGAUGAGGACACUGAGGAAGUGAAUAUAUUCAACGAACCAUCGGGAAAUUCGAGCUCGGAGGCCGAAGAUUCAGAUGAUGCGAUGUCAACAUGAAUCUAGUUAAUGUCAUUCGUUGUUUUAUUUAUUGCAUUACAUAAAUGGAACAUCGUAAUUUAAUGCAUUUUAAAGUUUUCUU
Messenger RNA from Nicrophorus vespilloides, 1990 nucleotides. RefSeq names its product WD repeat-containing protein 43. The coding region runs from base 118 to 1908 and encodes 596 amino acids. NCBI's taxonomy places the organism in Eukaryota, Metazoa, Arthropoda, Insecta, Coleoptera, Silphidae. Gene Ontology annotation, biological process: maturation of SSU-rRNA from tricistronic rRNA transcript (SSU-rRNA, 5.8S rRNA, LSU-rRNA). The record is from RefSeq and is a predicted model, not a curated record. Gene Ontology annotation, molecular function: protein binding. The transcript has 7 exons. Gene Ontology annotation, cellular component: nucleolus.